Hypanus sabinus (Atlantic stingray) is the source of this 1316-nucleotide messenger RNA. Its product is annotated as venom prothrombin activator pseutarin-C catalytic subunit-like. Bases 677 to 1129 code for a protein of 150 amino acids. The transcript has 5 exons. Gene Ontology annotation, molecular function: calcium ion binding. Lineage: Eukaryota; Metazoa; Chordata; Chondrichthyes; Myliobatiformes; Dasyatidae. Gene Ontology annotation, cellular component: extracellular region. The record is from RefSeq and is a predicted model, not a curated record.
AAAAACAUUCCGGGAUGUAUACUGUAUACAUUUCUCUGACAUUAAAUUGUACCUUUGAACCUUUGAAUUCAUUUCAAACAUUAGAACAUUCGAGCAGUUGGGAGUUUCACAGUCAGCAUAACCUUUACACUUGGAUAAGCAUGGAGAGGAUUUGAACAGCUUUCACAAAUUAAUCAAGAUAUUUAUAUGGUUUAGCAUAACAAAUGCAUGAUUACAACCAGGAAUUCUGUCUGUUCCAAUGCAGUUUCAAUGCAUAAACAGACCGAGAAGAAAGGUGUUCCCCUUUUCUGCUGUCAACAUUACCAGAAUUUAUUUCCAAGAAACAAUACUCCGUGUACUCCUGUGAAAGUCUUUCAAGAUCGUUGGUUAUUUAUUAACAGAAAUAUUUGUAAAACACUGAAAAAAACUACUGACUAUAUUGAUUAUAAUCGAUACCUUUACCCGGCUGGAAAUGCGAGAAGAGUUUAUUCAGUAUCAGAACUGACUUCCAAAUGUUCAUGCUCUCUGUACUCUUGUGAAAGUUUUUCAAAAUCGUUGGUUAUUUAUUAAUUUCCAAAACAAAGACAAAAUACUGACUAUGUAAAGAGUGUAACUGUGACUUGAGUGAGGUAGAUCCAUUUGCAAACUCCCCCAUCGUGUCUCUCCAAUACGUCGGAUCGGACGGUGACAAAGUAAGAUGAAACUCGUCCUCAGUUACGGGAUCAUCUUGUUGCUUCUCACUGGCUGUCACACGAAUGACGUCUUUCUACAGAAACCUUCGGCUCUGCAGCUCCUGUCUCACAUCCACAGAGAAUCUCUGGAGCAAGAGUGCGUGGUAGAAACAUGCUCAAAGGAAGAAAUCCAUGAGAUCUUUGAAGAUGAUUCCACAACGGAAUUCUUCUGGAAAAUCUACAUAGACAGGCUGAAGUGUAAUUCAACUACCUGCCAAAGUAAUGGGAUCUGUCAGAAUACCUUCAUGGGAAUACAAUGUAAAUGUCUCGGAGGAUUCAAUGGAACCUUCUGUGAAAUAGAUAUCAAUGAGUGUGACUUAAUGCUCACAUGCCCACCAGGAACAACUUGUGUAGACGGAAUCAACAACUUCACCUGCAUUUGUCCAGCUGAAGGAUGCUAUGCAAAUUCAGAAUUAUAAACACACAGUUGUGAAGGACUUGUUAUGGAUUUUAAAUCAGAAUAAAUAUUUACAAUAUGGAACUGAGCUUGAAUCGGAAGAAUCAAACUCAGGUGCAGGAAGUCAGCCCAAAAUGAUGACCAUCCGUCUGUCUUCCACAUAUGCUACCUAACCUACUGAGUUUCCUCAGCAUUUUGUUGUUGCUUCA